Molecule: messenger RNA, 3147 nt
Organism: Dimorphilus gyrociliatus
Lineage: Eukaryota; Metazoa; Annelida; Polychaeta; Dinophilidae
Source: the annotation of a GenBank genome assembly
AUGUGCAGAAAUAGUUAGACUAAAACUGAAAUAUCUCUACAGUAAUAUACUAUCCAUCUCAUUAUGUGGCCUAUUUACCCUUCAAGAAAUAUUACAUAUACAGAUAAGCUUAGAGCUUUAAGAAUAUCAUCGAAUUUAACAACCAUUGCUAUUUUCUCAGAAUGCAGCAAUAUCUGGAAUAUUCCGAAAAAUCGUUUAGUUGCAAAGUACAAUUUUAACUUACCGGAGGAGAGAAAAUGGAAUAAAACAGCAACUUUAAUUGCCGGCUCAAAUUUUGAUGGAGUAUAUGAAGAUAGGAGUGGAGUUAAGUCGCUUCCUUUUGAGAGUUUAGCCCCUUUUGCAGGUGUUGUUCUUAUCAAUUGCGGUGGAAAUAAUGAUUAUGAGAAGGCGAAAAAUGUUAGCAAAGGAAUAAAAUGGUUAUUAAGACAAGAGAGAUAUAGAAGAUUUUUUUGCGAGAUUAUCCUAAUUGAGCAUGAAUUUAGUGAAUUUCACGAUGAAUUAUGGAAAUCCCUAAACAAUUUAUACCCAAAAACAAUUGUUUGUCCUGGUUUAGACUUUGAUUAUCCGUCGAGUUACUCUGGCGUUACUACUGUAAUUAAUGAGGGAUGUUCAAAAAAUACUCCCAGAGAUUGUCAGCCAUUGAGUGUACAUAAUGUUCUUGCUCCUAAACCACCAUGCUGUUCAAAGAAUGGAAUUACUUUCAUCACUAAUAAUGAUAGUAUAGCAGCUGCUACUAUGGUGUCCCUUAUGGCUUUAAGUUUAAUAAUGGCCGAAAAAUAUGGAAAGGGAUGGAUACCGAAUUUCCUUGGAAGAAGAAGCGAAACAAGAAAGAAACUUUCGCAUCCUUUCGUUCUCAGAAAGUUUAUUAAUAAUUUACAAGUGAAAUUCGGUCCUGGUAUUAAACCACGUAAUAUUCUAAACCUAAAUAAAUCAGAGUUUAUUGCCUGCCUUAACUCAACUUUUGAAAAUAUUGAAGUGUCCAAUAUUCAGGCAAUUGAUUUACCGCCAAUACCAAACUAUUUUUAUUUACACAAGUUAUUAUCUGUCGAAUCGAAGGAGAAUAUAAUUAGAUAUGCCAAGUGUGAUGAAGUGGAAAUGUUAUUCGAAAUCGAAAAGAGCAUUAAAAAUGCAUUUAAAAUUCCAAUAGAAUGUUCUAAACAAAAUCGACCAACGAACUGUUCGAAAGUUCUUGAUUUACGUUUAAUUGAUGAUUACGUUAUUUGGGAAGACAUUGCUAUGAAUGAAGCUGAAGAUGAUGAUACUAAAAGUCUUAAAAAACGAAAGCAAGACUUUUUAUUCGAUUGUAUUCGCUCAGUAGCGGCUAAUUUAAAAUGGGAGAAAAUUGAUGAAAUUUUCCCGCCCUGUGCAGAUUUCUUGGAAUACUUUCCAUUACUUCGUAAAUAUGGAAAUACCUUCUUCCUUCCGGAAACUUUCGAUUUGAGCUCUUUAGCAAAACUAUCAUUAGAUGUAGAAGAGCCAAAAAUUUUCGUACUUCAACAUUUGGUGCUAUGCGAAUGUGCGGAAGAAGAUAUAAUGAAAUUGUCCAAAAUUAAACAUAUAACCUUCGAAGUGGAAAAAAUUCAGUAUAAAAUUCGAACGGAUUCGCCAAAUUUUUUCGAAUCUGUUCGAUUGUUAGACGACCCAAUUGUAGAGAGAACCCUUCUACUUAUUAACGAAUCGAAAUGUGACGAUAGAGAAAAGUUUGUUAAAAGGGUUCAAACUUCGGUUUUAGCGAGAUCAAAACCAAUUAUUAAAUUAAGGAUUAACGAUAAAGAAGAAAGUUCAAAUGAGCUACGGAAAUAUCCAGAAGUUGAUGUCAAUUUUACCUAUAAUUGCGAUAUUAGGGCAAGAAGCGUUCGAAAAUACUACUCAAUAGAUGAAGAUAUAUAUCCAAAGUCUAACGUACAUUUUGUAUUGUUUUCCUCUGGAAUUGAUUGGAUUCUAAUCGACAAAUUGAGAUCUAGACGAUCAAAUAUUGGUGUUAUUCGCGAUAACGUGAACUUUAUCGAGGAUGAGGGGUUCGACAAAAACGUUGACGAAUUUGGAAUGAGUAGCGCCACCUGUCAACUAUUACUAAACUGUGGCGAUGUUACAUCAUUAAAAGUCAUCUCCAAAACUGGCAAAACAUCUUUGGAUUAUUUUAAAUUCGGAAUGAUUUGGUUGGAGAAGAAUUUAGAAAAGAUUAAACCCGAUUUUAUCAUAAUACCAUUCAACGUACCAACGUUUGACUUUCAAAUUGAUAGAAUUCUAAAGAAUUUUGAAAAAAAAGGAAUUAUCACUCUAGUUUCGACUUCCGAAAAUCAAUGGGAUUUCCCUUCAUCAUCAAGCAGCGUUAUUGGAGUUGGAGGUUUAGAUUCAAAUUUGAGGAAAACCCAUACUUACAAUACCGAUAUCCACGUUCUGAGCGAAAGUGUUAGAGUUCCAUCUUACCUGAAACAAAAUUCAAUUUCUGGAAGCUCUGUCUCGGCUUGCGUCAGUGCUUGUUUACUAGCAUACAUAUUGGUAUCAGUUGGUUCGAAGUGGCGACCAUACGUUCAAAAUGUCGUCGUAUUGAAGAAUUUCCUGAAAAAGUUGGAACAAGAUGGAAUUUUAAGAGUUGAUAAAAAACAUCUCAAUUCUGUUAUAAAAACUUGUGUUGGUUCCUGGAGGAAACGGAAGAGAAUUCAACAAUGCAAAAAGUUUAAAUAUGGAUUAAUUUGCAUAAGUUUCAUGGUGGUACUGGUUACCAUUCUCUUUUCAUAUUUUAAAAUUUUUUGAAUGGAAUGACUGGUUUUUCAUUUUAUUUUUUCAAAUGAUAUGUAAAUUAAUUUAACAUUUGGUUAUGGUCUAAUUAUAAUUAAGUUUUCUUCUAACUAACUGAAGGAGAUUUCUAGAUUCCCUUAAACAGUUUAAAAAUAUACAUUACAGAAGAAUUACUCAUCUGUUUCUCCUCAUAUUCAAAAAGUCUUCAUCCAUCUAUCAGGAUUAUUAAUCGUCAUGGUGUAAAGACACAAGACAAGAUGAUUCUAUCUAAACGGAUUAUGGGAUAAAGCAACAGUUAUAAAAUCAAUAUGUUAACAUCUCUUGUCAAAUUCUUAAUAUAAUAGAUAUUAUAGUUUGUUUGUUCUUUUGUUAAUUUAAUAUUAAACUAUAAAUCUUCAAAACCGU